AAAAAAAAAGUUAAUUUUUUUGUAAGAAAGUUUUAAAACAUUCGUUCUAACCUAACAAUAGGGUUGUCUGUAGUAGCGAAUUCAGUGGUUCAUGGUUGUUAUUGUUAUUAUUUUUAAGUCUGUUGUAUAAAUACAGAUACUUAAUUGAAUGUUUUAUUUUUUUGGGAAUACGUUAUUCAUAUCUUGUAAAAAAAAUUAGCGUUAUAGUUUGCUAAAAGUGAUUGCGGUAAAAGUGUUGAUCUGGUUAGAUACUAUUGAACUUGGGUACAAAUUAAUUAUUGAAUCUCUUGAACGUGUAAAAAUUUUUUAUGUUGAAACCUAUGUAUUUAUUAAAAUUAGGUUAAUGCUCUCUUGUUAAUUAAGCAGAGUUUUGCAGGUUAUUGUGCAGUAAAUACUUUUAUCCAGAUACUACUAAAAUACAGCACACAUUGUAAGCAUGUGAUGAGCCUGUGGAAGGAGCUUCAGAAUGGUCAAGUGGAUGCUGGUACGCGUGACAGAGCUGGAUCCCAAUGUGUCGAAUGGCCGACCCAUCAAGAAAGAGGCCAUCGACCUGUUCCGCUACCGCACCACGUAUACUGUGGGCCGUGCCAUGAACUGUAACUUGCGCAUGCUGAGUUCCCUUGUGUCGCGCUUGCACGGAGAACUGCGCUUGCUUGAAAACAUCGUCUUCAUCAAGGAUCUGAGGAGCUCAAAUGGUACUUACGUCAAUAAACACAGAAUCCUCCCAGAACGAGAGCUCUCUCUCUGCGAGGGCGACAUGAUUGGGUUUGGCUCCGAAAAUGUCAUAGGCCCAGAGUCCUUCGUGUUCACCUUGGUAAGGUCGACUGUAUCAAGACAAGUGCUGUGCAUCGAUUUGUCCGUGGACGAUGAUAACGACCAGGAGCCAGACUCGAGCCAGCCCGCUGUGCAGGUGCCGCCGGUGGUGCUGCACCGGGAGAGUCCGUGCUCGCCCGAGCUCGUGGGCAGCUCCUCGGACGUGCCGGCCACCCGCAAGCGCCACCUGCCCGAUGUCUGCCAGCUUCCUUGCAAGAUGCACCCCGGCUCGGAGUGCGCCCGUCGGAGGAUCUCUUCCACCUCCUGCUUCCAGGCUGAGGCUGUGCCCCAGAACCUUCUGUCUGGUUCCGAGCUGUUGAAACAGUUUUCUCGUUCCCAGACACCAUUAUUGCCACCUGGAAUGUUUGCUACGCACCAGACAUGUUCUUCACCUGCUCCGCAGGUUGUGACUUCACCUGCUCCGCAGGUUGUGACAUCCGGUUCUUCGGACACGUCAACUGACAUCUCUCGACCGUUUAGUCAAUCUGCUGAAGUAAUACACUCUUCGUAUUCUGAGAUGGUUUCCAAACCAGUUGGUGCUUUGGAUCAUUGUGGACCUGUCCUGGCUACACAUUGUUCUCAAUCUCUACCAGUGUCAGAACCACCGUCUGUGCCAGUUAUGAAACCGUGUGUGCCGGAAUGUUCUCAGCCUGCGAUGGAUGCACGUCCCUUGCAAUCUGUGAUAGAUCCUAAACUAGCAGGUGAUGUGGAACAUCCUUUACCCAAUUUUAUGUCUUUCCAUUCUUCGCCAUGUGAACCUGCAAAUGGUAUAGUACAACCUGAAACUGAAACGGAAGCAAGCCGUUCUCAUUCCUUCACAAAUACUAAACCAGCAGAUGAGGUUUCUUCAGUUCCUGUGCCUUCUUCGCUAAUGUGUAGUAUACAGCCAGUUUUGAUACCAAAUGAAAUAGAAUGUUCUCCACCUGCAGUGGACAUGCAUCCUUUGCAUUCCAGUGUGGAUCCUAAAUCAGCCAUCAGCAUGGAAUCACCUCAACCAUGUGCAUCAGAAAAUGGAAUGGAACAUUCUAACCCUGCAGUCAGAGCACACAAUUCUUCUGUGAUUGACCCUAAACCAUCAAGCUUUAUGGAAUGCCAUCAGUCAUCAGAUGGGAUAGAAUAUUCUCACCCACCUGUGUUGCCAAGUAUCCCACAGGCUGCUUUAGUUGCGAAACCUGAAGUUGUGACGGAAUGUUCUCGACUUGAGACGAACAUAUGCCCGUCACGUUCUGUGACAUGUAUAGAACCAGGUAAUGAUGUAGCAUCUCAUCUAGCUUUGAUGAGCUCACACUCACCAGUUUCAGAACAAGAAAGUGUGAUUGAAGGUUCUGGAGUAAUGCAAGACACGUGCCCUUCAAAAUCUGUGACGGAUCCUAAACAUGCAUAUGGAGCAGAAUCUCCUCAACCUAUUGAAAUGUUAUGUCAAUCUGUUUCAUCUGAACCAGCAGAAAGGAUAGAAAUUUCUCAAUCUAAAUCUGCUGUGGACCCUUCACAAUAUGAGAUGACUCCUAAAUCAGUAGAUGACGUAGAGUCUCUUCUUGCUCAGAUGAUGGGGAGCUCUCAGUCUCCAGUGUUUAAAAAAGGAAGUAUGAUUGAAGGUUCUAUAACUUUGACAAACUCACAGUCUCUAAUGGUUCCUAAACCAGUAGAUGGGGUACAAUCUCUUGUACCUAAUGUGCUAUCAUGUCAGUCUGCACGAUCUGAUCCAGCAGUUGGAUUGGAACUUUCUAAAUGUGAAACGAAUGUGAGUUCUUCAUGUUCUGUAAGGGAUCCCAAACCGAUUGAUAAUGUAGAAUCCCUAAUUGCUCUGAUGAUGGAUUCACAAUCUCCAGUUUCUAAGCCUGUAAGUAUAAUGGAAGUUUCAGGACCUAUAACAGAUACAAGUCCUUCACAUUCUGUGACAGAUGUAAAUGCAGCAAAUGAGGUAGAAGCUCCUCAUCCUGCUGCUAGUGUAACCCUCUCAUCUGUUAAGGUUGCAACAGAUAAUUCAUCUACAGUGACAUCACCUGAUGAGGCAGCUACACCUACCUGUCCACCGUGUGUUGUAGUGCUGACUAAAUCGUCUGCCGUUGACUUACAGCUAUCAUCUUCGUCUGUAAGGCGAGGGCGAAAAAGCUGUCCCAGAAAGCUGAAAGUUCCAACACCACCAGCUUUGUCAGUGGUGUGUCCACCUUCUGUGAAUAUUUCACCUCAAGCCGUUCCUGUAGACUCGGCUCAGGCUGGCGAUAUUGUACCAACAGUCACGCCUCUUCCAGAGAUCUUAUCAACUCUUCCUUCAUUUUCUCCGCCUGUGGCAGAAUCUGCACCAGAUAUUCAAGAAUAUGCUUCAGUGGGAGGUGCAGCUACUGUGCAUAGCCUGGCCACCACUCUACCACUGUCAUCUUCUGCAUCGCGCCUGUCUACCACUUCAGACAUUUUUCCAAAUGAAGAUGACGAUGUGGAUGAGAAACCAGUUUUGGUAAAGCUAGAAUUAUCUAAGAAAGUUUUUGCAGAGGAUGAGAUCAUCACAAUUAGUGAUGAUGAAGCAUAUCCUAACUCUCAGCUGUUUGAAGAAUCAGAAAAAAAUGAUUUGGAGCAAGAAAUUGUAGUUUUGUCAGAAGAUGAGUCUGACAGUUAUGAUCAUUACCUUUUCAUGAACAUUAAUGGAUCUGGUGGUAGUUUGUAUAAUAAUGCAACACAUAGUGGGGAUCGGGAUGAGGAAACUAGUAAAGGUGAAAGAAUUGAAACUGAAAUGGAAUGUGCGUUUGAGGAUGAAGUGAGAAAUGAUAUAGCAAGUACAUCUGGAACAGAAGAUAGAAAAGUUUCUCUAGAAAAGUCUCAAAAAGAAAAAGGAAAGAAACACAAACAGAAAACAUCAAAGAGUGAAAGUUCUUCAGUGAAAACUGUCAAGUCGAAUAGCAAAGAGAAUCAACAAGAAAAUUUAAAAUCAUUGUGCAAUAAAGUUAGAGAAACUCAUCAUGAGAAAAGAAACAAGGCUCCAUGCAAAGAACCUAAACGGGCUCAAAACCGUAGCAAGACACACAUGAAGGUAGUGCCCGUGAAUGUGAAAGUGACAAAUAGAAACCGUUCUGCUUUGCUUACAGAAGCCCUCUGCGCCUCCAUCGACACUCCAAAGGGUAAGUCAAGGGCAUCAAAAGCCACCAAAGUAAAUGAAGCUAAGCAGGAUGUCAAGAAGAUUAUUGAGUUUAAGAACAUGCUGCACUGUCCCACACCCAUCCAACCUGAAAUCCAGAACACAAGGCUUGAUGAACGGGAGAAUCAUUGCCUGCGCUCCAAAAGGAUCCCUAAAUUGUCGUUUAAAGACCUCGAUCAGGCUUCGGCUUCAACUUCGACCACUCGCCCCACAAUUGUGGUGCAGAGUCCUCUUGCAUCUCCAGUUCUCAACCUCCCCUCGAUGUCGGCUGUGGCGCGGGUUCCCGAGACGGUGAGGCCGGUGGGCCAGGAGAAGCGUAGGAAGAGCGUGAGAUUUCGCGAGGGCAGCCAGCUAGAGCAGGUGCAGAUCAUACCACCGUUGCUGCGUGAGCCACGAGGCUUGGUUACCUCUCACAGCUCGUACCGCUCUACAAAUAUGAAUGACAUCAUCAAGGAAAUCUGCAGCUGGAAGACAGCGUGGUUCAGGGACCAGGCUAAUUUCUUGCCUCCCUCUGUGGACCCCAAAAGCGUGCUGCCGAUGCUGGAGUUCUUCACCAGCCAUGAAGACUACAAGAGCAUAGUCGAGCGACUCAUGUUCUGCGAGCUGUGGGAGCUGGUCAGUGAUGAGUGCAAGGAGAAGCAGUCGUUCUGCUUCAUCAUCAUAAAUGAUGUUACAGAUGUCGUGGAACCAGGUAUUCAUCUCAUGGAUAUAUACUGCUACAUGCUGCUGAGCGCACAGCGGCCACACGUCGCCAUGCAGUUGCGCCAGGGACACCUGGUGGCUCUCGAGCUGAUCCUGGAGAAGAGUGGGGACCCCUUCUCCUACUCCCAGAGCCUGUCGCAGUCUGGCAGCGGCCGUCGCUUCUGCGAGGUCAUUGGCUACGUGGUGCAGGCACAGUUCCAGCCUGUCUCCGCCCGCGGCCCGCCUGACAGCCCCCUCUGCAAGAUCGUGCCCAAUGCGGACCAGAUCCUGAACCUGGUGGUUCGCACAGACUACCGUGACUUCGACCUGCGGCUGAAAGAUGCCAUGCGGCUCAGGCCCCUGUGCUACAUCCGACCGAUGCUGCGAGCGUUCCGUGCCGUUCGAGAGCUGAAGCACUCCUCGCUGUGCAACCUUAUCCUGAACCCCAGGAAGGAGCACUUCCGGCGCCCACCCAUCACCGAAAAGCUUUACUUGCCGGGCUCUCUUAAUGACAACCAGCAGGAGGCAGUGCUGGAAGUAGCCCAAGUUUGUCGCAACAGCAACGGCCAUAACAUCUGCCUCAUACACGGACCCCCAGGCACGGGCAAGUCUCACGUGAUAGUGAACCUGGUGGUCCAGCUACUGUACGGGAGCGCACGCAAGAUGGAGCAGAAGACGCGCAUCUUACUGUGCGCACAGUCUAACGCCGCAGUGGAUGAGCUGGUGCGACGUCUCUUAGUCGUCCGCCGCUCGCUGGACGAGCGCAACAAGAUGAAGCUGGUGAGGUUUGGGCAGCUGGAGACGAUGCACCCUGAGGUACAGCAGUACUCUGUCCAGAACAUUGCGCGCCACAACCUUGACAUGGCACGGCAGGGCAGCACCAACACCGCACAGCGAAGCCUGGACGAAAACAUCCGCAUGCUCAGCAUGGACCUGGCCACCCUGCAGAGGAUAUCGCGACCCUCUCCCGAGAACAAGCACCGUAUGGCCUACAUCUCGAACAGGAUCAACUCUCUCAAGAGCUCCCAGAAUGAACCUGCGUACCGCCGGGAGGUCCAGCAGGCAGAGCGGGCGGAGCGCCUCAGGGUGUUCUCGGGUGCCGAGAUCGUCUGCACCACCAUUGGCUCCUGCUGCAACUCUGAGAUGGAGGACUUCUUCCGCAGGGAGGAGAGCACCAUGAAGUACAGCUGCUGCAUCAUUGACGAGGCGACCAAGUGCUGGGAGCCGGAGACGCUGGUGCCCUUGAUGCUGAAUGUCAACAACCUGGUGCUGGUGGGCGACCCAGCUCAGCUGCAAGGCAUCGUGCGCUCCUCGUUGGCGAAGAAGCGGGGGUUCGAGAAGUCACUUUUUGGGCGCAUCAGCUCCUGUGUGAGCAUGCUGCAGCCCAACCCGGUGAAGUUCCUGUCUGUGCAGUACCGCAUGCACCCAGCCAUCAGCCACUGGCCCAACAAGUACUUAUACAGUGGCCGGCUGCGGGACGCCCCCUGCACUCAGCGCUCCUGCCCGCUCAAGCCCUACAUCGUGCUGGCCCUGGGCUACAUGCAGGGUGUCGUCAGAUGCGACCCCCGAGUAGCUGCCUGGAGAUAUCGUGGUUGUGCGGACGUCCCUCGGCUUGAAGCGGGCGACGGUGCAGCCCCAGAUGUCGAGGAAAGGCAGGCAAUGACAACACACAGGGAGAACUUGGAGGAAGCAGAGUUCGUGGUGCAGCUGGCGCUGACGGUGCGGGACGAGGUGGACCCGUCCUUCUCCGUGGGCAUCAUCACACCCUACAACCAGCAGAAGCACAUCAUCGCACGCCUCUUGCAGCAGCGCGGACGCCUCAGGGACCUGAGCGUGGAUGUGAUAGACAGCGUGCAGGGCCAGGAGCGCGAUGUAGUUCUGGUGUCCCUGGUGCGCACCGAUGGUGUGGGCUUCCUCGGCAGCGAGUCACGUCUCAACGUGGCCCUGACUCGCGCGCGUUACUCCCUCAUCGUGUGUGGCAACUUCACCUCCCUUCAGGGAGUGAAAGUGUGGGACGACCUGCUCUGCGAUGCCCAAGACCGUCGUCUGUUCCUGAAGGUGUCGGAGAAGCACGCCAACAGCCGAGUCUACCUCAAGAGCCUCAUCAUGCGUGACAGUUUGUGAUUCCCCCUCCCCUCAUUUCCUUGCGCCGACUCGCAAUUUAAUGUGCACCCGACUGAUUGACUGCACUUAUUCAGCGCGAUGUUAGGACGCUGCCCUCUAUAGUGUAUCAUAUUUGCCAAACUGACAGUUGUGUUUUGCAGUUCGAGAAAUUUUAUUGUACAUUUAACAUUGUAAACAUACUUGUAUACAUUCAAAAUUGGCAGUACCUAUUUUUUGUGCGUAUAGUGUGCAUUCUCACAAAAUUUUGUCAUAUUCUUGAUUAUUUCUGUCGUUCUUGAGUAGCUUUUACUAAGUGAAAGUAAUUUCUGAUGUGGUAAUCUGUAGGGUGGAUGUAAAUAUUAUUUUAUUUUUUUCUUCAUAAAAUAUGUUGAAUUUAUUUAUAUUUGCUUAAACUGUGGGGCAGGGCCGAUACCAGUUUUGCCAAUGCCUCUUAUGUUGAUACUGUGCCGCUGAUACUGCCGAUAUUACGGGUAGAUAUUUUUAUAUUAUACAAUAUACAAAGUAUGUUUACUACCAUUCACAGAAAUUAGUUUACAACAUAUAAUAAUAUUAAACAAUUGGUAACAUAGCUGCAACUACAAGGGUAGAAUUUCUUGCAAUCAUGGAGUAAUUUAAAAGAAAAAAUAAAGUGAGUACAAGUUAGAUGUCCAAAUCAACCAAAAAUAUUUAAACUUCAAAGAAUGGGUGUCAAAAUAAAAAAAAUUCAUAGGAUGAAAUUUGUUUCUAAUUUUAUACUGAACAUAACAGACCUAUACAAACAUUUUUUAUUUCUAAAUGUUUUAUUGUAUUGGAAAGUUAUAUUUGUCUUCUCAAGCUGUUUGAAAUUUGCAUACUAACAAUCCAUGUUGUUCAUUUGAAAAUCACACAGCAAAUGUUGAUAAUAAAAAUAGCCAAAAUGUGAGCUUUUUUGACCGUCUGCAUUAAGGGCCAGUAACCCAGCAGGCUGGCUCUGUUCGUCACAACCUUGGAGUGUGAGGCCGGGACACAGCUACAGGGAAAGUGCUGCCACUCGUCUCUUGGCUCCUGGCGAGCUAGUAUACAGUAUUUAAAAUGGCCAGGAGAAAGAUCCAUUUCCUGUCACCCCCGUGGACAACACUGUAAAGAGAAAAUACAUACCUUUUGUUUUCAUGUGUGUGUAGCUCUGAAAAAAGUGAAACUGUGUUUAAACAACCACUGUUGUUUACUGCCUGGGACCCGGUAUAGGGGUGAGACCAUCCAUGUUUUCCGGAGCUGUGCGUAUCAGUGUAGAGAAACUCUUACCUUCUGUAUUACCACCUCUACCCGUGGCUUGUGAUUCCUGAGUGCUGUGAGCAAGAUACAAACACAGCGCAUGUUGUUUGCAGGCCUGUGUGUGUCAGUGUCAGUUUUCCAGUCCGAACAAAUUUCAUUACAGAUAACAAAAUAUUCUGGAAUCACGAAUCAGAUAUGAAUAACAAGGGUGGGGAAAUAUUUUGACAAUCAAAAUACAUAGAUAUUUCACAUUAAUGGUUAUAAAUAUUAAAUAACAACUUAUAUAUUUUUUUAAAAUUCUUGAUUGUAGAUUGUCCGAUCUGCUAUUUAUUCACUACGGAAAUAUUGAAAUAAUGUUUGGUUUAUUAUAUCAGGCCUAUUAAUAAUACUGAACAUUUAUAUUGUUCUACACUUACUCUUUACCUCCAUGUUAAUAUUUACACCAGGUGAUUUGCAGCUUCUCUACUCUUUGAAUACUGUGGAAUAUUCCUAAUUUGAAUAUAAGUAUUUUAAAUUUGAAUAAUAAAUUACUUCUUUUGAUAUUAAAAAAUAUAUAUAUUCUCACAUGCCUAGUUGCUUGUCUUCCCUUCUGCCCUCUAGCCCAUGCAAGGGCUGCGGCCAGGCAUCUCUUAUUUUUCAUUCUUCCAGUUUUAUUUGCUUUAAUGUCGCCAAGGCUGGAGAAAAAAGUCUGGUAGCUUGUUUAAGAAAUGACAUGGAAAUGAUCUCCUGAAUAACACUGCUGGUUUUUUCCUGAAGCUAUUUGUGGUGUGCGUGUCCAAAUCAAUUUUUUUUUUCUUAUUUGCUUCUGAUACCAUUAAUAUUGGCCGGUACUGUGGUAUCAGGAUCGGUAUCGACCCAGCCCUAGUUAGUGUGUGACAUACUAGAGCACCCAUUUGUUGUUCACAUCAAUAUGUUUAUAAUACUCAUCUCUGUUGGAAUUUUCACAUACAUAAUACCGUAUAUACUCGUGUAUAGCGCGCCCUUUUUUCCCCUCAAGUAAAGGAAAAAAAUAAGGAUGCGCGCUAUACACGGGGAAAAAAAAAAGUGAGUAGAUGCUGCGAGUCGUUAACUGCCAGUGAUGGGUGACGUUUCUGGCCAGCCCCCACACAUACGCACAAGCAACAAGGCCUCUCUUUCACACACACACACAUACACGCACACAACCUGGUCUCUCUCACACACACACACACACACACCGCAGGUCUCUUGUUUAUUUUUAGACCUCCCCCUCUACAGAAAGCCAAAGCAGCUAGUAAAAUAAAAGAGAGAGAAUGUUGACACCAGUCCCCCCCUUCCACUUCCUUCGCUUUGUCGCAGCUGCUACCGGUGAGUCAUCUAGUCGUCCGUGUCACAUUCCUGCCUGCCUCCCUCCCUUCCUCUCGUCCACGUACCAGUUGUGACGAUACAGCGCUUCAUUAUCUUCCGUCUACACAGCAGAGUUUAAGUAUUUUCCUGACGCAUCACCACACAUCAAUUUAAAUUAUCAUUUGUUUCAUACGUAAUUACUUAACAGGUACCACAAAAUGUUAGUACAAUUUAUUUACGGGAAAAACAAUUUUUUUUUCUUUGGAAUUUGUUGCAAAAAUCGUGGUGCGCGCUAUACACGAGGGCGCGCUAUACACGAGUAAAUACGGUAUCACGUGUUCUUUCAGUUUCAGUACUAUGUUAAGUUUUUCUUUAGCUGUGAUGAAAAAAAAGUGUAUGUUUUCAAUUUAUUUAUAUACCUAUGUUAUAUACUUUAAUAAGAUUAAGGUAUGUGCCAUUGUUUGUGUAACAUAUGAAGGUAGUCUGUAGUGUUUAUUUUACCUGAAAAAAUCUUUGUAAUUUUUUAUACAUGUAAUUUUCUUGAAAUUAAUUACAUUGAGUUCUUGAUGCAAGCUCAACUCACACAUGAUAAUAUUGUAAAGACCGUAUCUUUAUUUAAAUGACAUGGAAUUUGAAAUAAAUUUUAUGUUACUUAUUUUGUUGGUAAAUUAAACUAAAUAGAAUGAAGAUAGCACAUGUGUAGAGGUCACAACAGAGCAGAGGUGGCUCCAAAAGAGAAAUUUUUGAGUGUGUUAAAUGAUAAAGUCAUUAUAGUGUGAAUUUUAUUCAAAGUCUCCCAAGUCAGUUUUUUAAAAUGGUUGGCAUAAAGUUACUGUGUCAUAACAUUUCUGGAGAGCAACGUGCUGUAGAAAUAAACUUUACAUUGUAGAAUACUGGUUAAAAAUAUCCCGAUUACACUAUAACUAGUGACAACGUUUGAUGCAGCCAGUAUUGUAUGUGGUCCAUAGAUGGUUAAUGUAAUAAGUUGAUUUCUCAAAUGAGAAAAACUAUUUAUUUUUUUAAUCAAAAAUAAUUAAUCAUGAAAAUUGCACUGUUUAUAUAAUUAUGAAGCCAUCAAUCCAUCAGAUAUUAAAUGUGCUGGAAAUGUUUUACAAAUAGUAUACUAGUUCAUUUACAUUAAAAAAUACAAAAUUACUAAUCAAAAACUUUAAACUUUAUGUUUUGUUUUACAAAGUCAAUGAAUGACUAGGUUAGAAAAAUUGAACAUAUUAAUGUACAUUGUUACAGAUGUGUAUCAGCAGAUACACAACAAGAAGAGAGCAAAUAAUAUCAGCAUGAUCACAAUAUUUGACUUGCUAAGUUGGCUUCGUGAGUCAACUCAAGCCAGCUAAGAUAAACCUUAAAACAUGAUGUCUCAUUUCAGGGUAUUUGGACAAACUACCAGUUAAAAGUAAUAUUUCUCCUAUCCGUUUAGUAUUCAAAAUUGUUUGGGUUCUUCAGAGUAUUAGGUGGGAUGGUCCAAUGUAGAGCAUUUAGAACGAUUGAAUUUUGCUUCAAAUGAUAUUCAAUGUUCAACUAAUUUAAAUGUCAAUCAUCAAUGAUUAAAACAAUCUAAUUAAUUUUGUGCAUAACUUUGAGCUAUGGCAAUAUGAACAUAAAUAGCUAGUAGAGAUGGGCAAAUGAAUGCCUCAAACACCAUAAAAUCCUUAGUAGGUACGUAUUUCGAAAGAUUCAAACAAAAAUAUUAGAGAAAAUAAAGUAAACUAAAAAAAUUCAACACUGAUAACCUUAUUAGUUUACUAGGUCAAUUUUUUUCUUCAUACAUAUCCUAUUAACAUUUACUAAGAUAUUUUACUUUUAUCAUGUAAUAUAUAAGUAAAAUUACAAUAUGUAUUAAUUCUGGAAACUUAGUUUGUGAAACAAACAUUUAAAAGUAGAAUGUUUCAACACCAUAGUAAAUAUUUUUAAUUUCUUGUUAUUUUAUUUUUGACCCUUGAGACCUAGAUUCAGAGAUUUGGAUUUAAGAAAAUUGUAAUUGACAUGUUAAUAGUAGCUAGCUGAAAGAAAACUAACAUAUUAACUUUUAAUGGUCAAAUCAUUGUUUCAUCUCAGUCCCCUAAACAUAAAAUUUGGAGAAAGAGAAGGAGAAAAGAGGGGGGGGGGGGGGGGAAACCAGAAAGAAACAGAAAGAAAGAAUUUUUUUAAGAAAAUAAAUGUUUAUUUAAUGUUUCAUCAUAUUAAUAAAUAUGUUAAAUGUUAAUCAGAGUUUACCAUGUCAAUACUGCUGGGGUUAGUAGGUAGUUUGAGAGAGAGAUUUCGCAGUAUAAUGCAAAUUAAUUUCUUUUUGGGACAAUCCUGUUGGUCCAUCCUGAUUCGUUACGAACCAAAGUGCUAGUGCGUGGUCGCAGGUCCAGUCAUCUGCAGGGUAGAAAGUUACAGGGAAAGUGAUAAAUAAUAAUUUUUUACAUUGGUUCAGUCCAUACAAAAUCUUUUUUUUUUGUAUGUGAUUUAUCAUUAAUGUCAUAAUUUAAAAUAUGCUUUUAUUUAAUUUUUUACUUAAAAAUAUACGCUCAUAUUUUUACCCCCUUAAAAGCAAAAAUACAUCCAUUACAAAUUUGCAAAUUUCAGUAGUUGUGUUGUUAUUGAAAGUUUGCAAACAUUCUUUUUCAUUUAAAUAAAUACUUUUGAUAAAAUCAAUGAAUCAAAUUUUCAAGUUAAAUGAAAUUCUUAGUGCUUAUAUAUUAUUCUUUAGUUUAGUCGGUUAUAUACAGAAUGUUCAUAAAAGAAUGUCCCAGUUUUAAUGGUAUAUUAUAAAAGUUUAAUUUGGACUAUUUUAAACAAAUCAUACAUCAAAUUGAAGGUAAACUUAACCUUGUUUUUCGUACAAAUGUUCAAUUUGUGCAACUUCAGUUAUACAGCACACAUCCAAUCUAAAGUACAAUUCUUCCCACACUUUGGUUAACUAGUCCGGAGUAAUGGAAGCAAUAGCCUUUUCAAUUCUGUGUCUCGACUCUGGCAAUUCAUUAGGUAGUGGUGGAACAUAGACACGGGAGGCCAGCGAAAAAGAACUCGGAUCAUCGCAACCAUCGGUGGAUAUUUUUACCAUAUGAGAGAUCACAAUUAAAUUUUAAACAAAAUGCAAAUUUAACUGAAAUUACUAAAUUCACUUUAAGCAAGUUACAGAAAACAAAAUUAUUUAUGCUGAGGAGUUGCCAUUUUGUGUAGGUGGGUGCUGUAAGCGACAAAACAACAAAACAGUACUUACACAUGUGCUUAUCUAAAAUGUUUGAGUUACUGUUUAAUUGUGACUUGAGCCAAACUCUACAAUGCUUACAGUUGAUACUAGUAAAAUUUAUAACUGGGACUUAUUUUAUGGACAUCCUUAAUUCUUUUACCAUCAAAUUAAAUUUUAAAAUGUUAGGAUUUAUAUCCAGUCAUAUGUGAUAAUCUUGAAUGAUUUGUUAUUAAGUGUAUUUGAUAUUUUUAUAUUAAUGUUCUCCAUUGUCGGGCAAAAUUUAAUAUGAGAUGAGCUUCAUCACAAUAUGACUUCCAAUAUGAGAUGAUCUCCAGUACAUAAUAUUCUAGAGUAGAAGAUGAUCUGGACUAAAAGAUGACUUCCAGUAUAAGAUGAUGUCUAGUUUAAGAUGAAAUUAAGUAUAAAAUGAUCUUGAAUAUAACAUGAUAUUGACUAUAAAAUCUCCAGUAUGAAGCCAUUGAGUAUAAGACUAUCUUAGGUAUUAUAUACCCUCAAAUACUUAGGGGAAUUAGUAACAUAAGUAAAAGCGUAUACUAGACAACCUUGAUUAUAAAAUGACACACUUCAAUAUAAGGUGACCUCUAAUGUAAGAUGAUCGUAACUAAAAUAAUGUGUUACACACAAAACAACUCGCUUGUAAAAUAAAUAAUUUUUAUUAUUAUUCUUAUGAAGGUUCAUCAUUUUUAAAUUUUGAAUGUGAAAAAGUAGUUUUUUUACUAAAAAAAAUAGUAUUUUUAACUUAAAAUUUUGUUUAAUUAUUUUUCUACGAGAUUGUUAUACAUAUUUAUCUAAAAAGCAAAUUUUGUGUAAUUAAAUAAAUUUUCAUUGGAAGGUGAACCUUAGGAAAGAAUUUUCAUUUAGUUCAUUUUCAAGAAAGUUCUUUGACGUUUCAUUUUCACUUCAUUUCAUUAAAUUUCUUUAAAUGUUGUUUGUUUUUCCAUUUCAUUAAAAAAUAGAACCGUACAAUCAUACACCUAUGUAAAAUAUUGGUUUGCAUCCUAUCUGCAAACAAUAAUAAUAAAAAUUAAACAAUGGGAACCUUUUAAAAUUAAUUCAUACAUUAUAACAUUCAUUACAGAAGGAAAUUUAAGUAUUAAAAGUUAGGAAAAAUAUAAAAUUGUACCAUUAGUUUAUUUCUGAAAAGGUUAAAUAGCUGAUAAAAUUUAAUUAAUUAUUAGCAUAAAUAUUUAUCUCUCCUUAGCAGUUUUCAUUUUACAUAAUUAAAUUUGUUACUUCAGUGAUGUGAAUAACUUUGUAAGAUAGGUAUUACAAUUUUUCAUUGUACAUCGUAAAUUGUAAUGACCAAAAUGUGAACGACACGGUUCAGUGUUAAUGCUGGAAAUGUCGUCCUGCAGGAUAGUAAUCCACUCUUAUUGUGCCAAGGAGCUCGGCUGACUGAGUUGCGUACCAAAUAGCAGUGGCUGAAGGCAGUCACGACUGUGAUACCCAAAUGUGCGCUGCGUGCGAGACUGACGAAGGUGCUUCACGCCAACUUCCGAGCAGGGAGACGCACAAACUUGCAUGUGCCGCAUGGCAACCCUUUAUACAAGUCUGUCAUCAUGUAUGUUUUGUACGUUUUUCUUGUACAUAACCAAAAAGUACACUAUAACUUAGUGAGGACAUUUUUAGCAAAUGAGUGUAUUUUUCAUGAUGUAGUUACCUAGUUCAUGCUUCAAAGACUUUUAAUAUGAUGUAGAGAACUAAAAAUAAUGUUACCUACUUAGUCUUUGUUUCAGCUCUACAAAUGUGGUUUUGUUGUUGCAUACUGUUAUUGAGUGCACUUAUGCCAAAUUCUCAUUCUUUACAUGCUGUUAAUUUUAUGUACGUAGCUGUGUUAAACUUCAAAAAACUUAAUUUUUUUAAUCUUUUGUAUGAUUAAUAAAAAAAUGUUUUUCAAAUUUCUUUUAUUUAUUAAUUUUUGUUUUAUAUGUAUGUGUGUGCAAGUUUUAGAUUUUAUUAUAAUACACCCUACUGGUUGUGUUUAACAUAGUGAAGUCUUCACAUGCAUUUGAAAGAUAGCAAAUGUGUUUUGUU
This is a messenger RNA of Bacillus rossius redtenbacheri, 14534 nucleotides long. RefSeq lists its product as uncharacterized. Bases 467 to 6748 code for a protein of 2093 amino acids. Lineage: Eukaryota; Metazoa; Arthropoda; Insecta; Phasmatodea; Bacillidae. Gene Ontology annotation, cellular component: nuclear body. Gene Ontology annotation, biological process: termination of RNA polymerase II transcription. Gene Ontology annotation, molecular function: protein binding; helicase activity; transcription termination site sequence-specific DNA binding. The record is from RefSeq and is a predicted model, not a curated record. The transcript has 21 exons.